Molecule: messenger RNA, 1033 nt
Organism: Penicillium brasilianum
Lineage: Eukaryota; Fungi; Ascomycota; Eurotiomycetes; Eurotiales; Aspergillaceae
Source: the annotation of a GenBank genome assembly
GGACGGGCUUGCUCAGGACCGUGGUUAGUAUCGAACAGUUCACCAACUUCAGCCAUGCAUCCUGACGCUCAACUCAAGACCGCACUUAAAAAUGGGUUCGACCCAAAGCUCCUGUACAAGGAACCUUUGACGACCGUGAAGGAACCCGUUUGUUCAAUCCUCGAGAAGCACAGCAAGGUUCCUGUAGACAAGGUCGUAAGCCAUGUCAAUGAAGUUCGAGACCGCGCAUUCGCAGUAUUUCCUUACGCUUGCAUUGGACAAUUCUCCUUUGUUGAAUUGAGCAUCGCAGACUCCCCAUGCUAUCGUGAGAUGCUUGAGCGCACCAAACAAGGGCACAAAUUGCUCGAUCUGGGCUGUGCAUUUGGACAGGAGCUUCGCCAAUUGAUAUACGACGGCACACCCCCUACCAACCUUUACGGUUCCGAUAUCCAGCAAGACUUCCUCAACCUAGGCUAUGAGCUCUUCCUAGAUCGCGCAAUUCUCCCCGACUCCCAGCUCAUUGCUGCAGACGUUCUUGACAAACAAUCCGCCCUCUUUGAACGUCUAGCAGGAGAGCUCAAUAUCGUCUAUAUUUCGCUCUUCCUUCAUGUCUUCGAUUUUGAGAAGCAGAUUACAGUAGCACAGAACGUUUUGGAUCUCCUUAAGGCUGAACCUGGGUCCAUGAUUGUCUGCCGGGUUACGGCUUGUCGGGAUCAAGAAGUCCUAGCUGCAACCCAGGAGCGUAUGCCUUAUUACUAUCAUGACCUUGCAAGUUGGAAUCGCCUUUGGGAGGAGGUAAAGAAGCAGACGGGCGUAAAGCUUUCUGUCGAGUCAUGGGAGCAACCUGAUGAGUUGGUUAAGAAGCAUCCACUUCCCGGUAUCUAUAUUCUAGGGUCGUCUAUCCGGCGAUUGUAGGUGUCGUCAACUACUAGGAUGUGGUGCUUCAAAUGUUGAUGAGAACACUUGAGCCUUUUCGGUCUUCUGUAUCUUGAGAAUUGAGAUGAUUUACUUUGAAGGGGUUUUUUGUGCACCAUCGAGACUAGUUAUCUUUCCG